CGGAAGCCCGCCCACCGCGGCCGCGUGAGCUUCCCUGGCAGGGGGUGCUGCGGGGCCCUUUGCUCUCCUCUGCACGCCUCCUGGAGCCGGGGUGCCUGCUCGGCGCGGAGCCGCUAGCUCCCGAGCCGCGCCGCUGGUAGCGGUCGGUGAAAGGCCAGCUCGCCUGACCCUCUUCGUUUCUUUCCCCGGAGCAGGCCCCCGGAGCGGAGCCGGAGAUGCUCAUGCACAUGGAUCAGAAGGAGGAACUGCGGUUGUCCCGUCCCCGCUCCUGCGAAGGGAAGAGUGCUCUGAGCGGCACCUCAGCUGAAGAUGGGAUUGUGAGCACGAAUGAAGACAAUGACCAUCAAGGUGUCCCCAGGCCCGUGGAAUCCAAGGGUUUAUGCUCAGGACUGUCUGAGGAGAACAGUUCCCAGGGUCCUGCACAGAACCCUGUUCUCCCAUACAGUUCAGAAAGGAUUCAGAGAUCCAAGAGCUUCCAGGUGAGCUCCAACCUCAUCCAGCAUCGGAGAAUCCACACUGGAGAAGAACACUUCACCUGCACUGAAUGUGGGGAGAGUUUCCAGCACCGGUCACAUCUUAUUCAGCACCAGAGGAUCCACACAGGGGAGCGGCCCUACGAGUGCUCCGAGUGCGGGAAGAGCUUCAGAGAGAGCUCGAAGUUGAUCCGGCACCAGGUAACCCACACUGGGGAGAAGCCCUACAAGUGUGCCGAGUGUGAGAAGAGCUUCUCUGGGAACUCGCAGCUUGUCCUGCACCAGUGGGUGCACACUGGGGAGAAACCCUACAAGUGCAGGACCUGUGGGAAGAGCUUCAGUGUGAGCUCGAAGCUAAUCGAGCACCAGCGGGUGCACACAGGGGAGAAACCCUAUGAGUGCAGGACAUGCGGGAAGAGCUUCAGUGUGAGCUCAGCCCUGACACAACACCAAUGGGUCCACAGCAGUGAGAAACCCUACGAGUGCAGGACCUGUGGGAAGAGCUUCAGUAUUAGCUCAAACCUGAUCCAGCACCAGGUAAUCCACACUGGGGAGAAUCCCUACAAGUGUGUUGAGUGCGGGAAGACUUUUUCCAGCAACACACAGCUCAUCCGGCACCAGCGGGUGCACACUGGGGAGAAACCGUAUGAGUGUACAAAGUGUGGGAAGAGCUUCAGCGUGAGCUCAUCCGUGAUACGACACCAGCGGGUCCACACCGGGGAGAAACCCUACAAAUGUGCUGAGUGCGGUAAGAGCUUCUCUGAGAACUCGAAGCUUGUCCAGCACCAGCGGGUGCACACUGGGGAGAAACCUUACGAGUGCAGGACCUGCGGAACAAGCUUCACCUUGAGCUCAGCUCUGGCGCGGCACCAACAGGUCCACACCGGGGAGAAACCCUAUGUGUGUACGGACUGUGGGAAGAGCUUCGGGCACAGCUCUGCUCUCAUGAAACACCGGCUGAUCCACACCGGGGAGAGGCCCUACUCCUGCGUGUUCUGCGGGGACAGCUUUCGGCAAAGUGCCCACCUCAUCCAGCACCAACGCAUCCACACUGGGGAGCGUCCCUACGUCUGUGCUGAGUGCGGGAAGGGCUUCAGAGUGAGCUCGGCGCUCUUCCGGCACCAGCAGACCCACAGGGGAGAGCGGCCCUACAAGUGUUUCGAGUGUGGGAAGAGCUUCACUGUGAGCUCGAAGCUGAUGCGGCACCAGGUAACCCACACUGGGGAGAAGCCCUACAAGUGUUCCGAGUGUGGGAAGAGCUUCUCCGACAACACACAGCUCAUCCGGCACCGGCGGGUGCACACUGGGGAGAAACCCUACGAGUGCAGGACCUGCGGGAAGAGCUUCAGCGUCAGCGCAGCCCUGACACAACACCAGCGGGUCCACACGGGGGAGAAGCCCUACAAGUGCUCAGAGUGUGGGAAGAGCUUCUCUGAUAACAAGAAGCUCGUCCAGCACCAGCGGGUGCACACUGGGGAGAAACCCUACGAGUGCAGGACAUGCGGGACGUCCUUCAGGAUUAGCACAACCCUGGCACGACACCAGCAGGUCCACAGUGGGGAGAAACCCUACAAGUGUACGGACUGUGGGAAGAGCUUCGGCCACAGCUCUGCUCUCAUGCAACACCGGCUGAUCCACACCGGGGAGAAGCCCUACUCCUGCGUGUACUGCGGGGGCAGCUUUCGGCAGCGUGCCCGCCUCAUCCAGCACCAACGCAUCCACACCGGGGAGCGUCCCUACGUCUGUGCCGAGUGCGGGAAGGCCUUCAGAGUGAGCUCGGCACUCGCCCGGCACCAGCAGACCCACAAGGGUGGGGAGCCCUAGGUGGGGUGAGUGUAGGGAGCAGUGAGGUCUGAUACCCUGUGAGCAAAGCCUGGUGUCUCCCACUCCCAUUGACCACCCUGCUUGUGGAGGGUGAAAGCAGUUUCUUCCUAGGAGAGUGAGCCCUCAGAGAUAAAGAAGGGGAGAGCCGGUGGAGGGAGCGAGUUAGAGGUUUGGGGCAGGUGUCAGGAGGAAGGUGCCUGACUCUUCAGUGGUGGGCAGCCCCAGGAUGAGGAGCAGUAGCCAUGAACUGAAACACAAGAGGUUUAACCUCGACA
Molecule: messenger RNA, 2572 nt
Organism: Neopsephotus bourkii (Bourke's parrot)
Lineage: Eukaryota; Metazoa; Chordata; Aves; Psittaciformes; Psittacidae
Product: zinc finger protein 883-like
Exons: 4
Coding region: 216-2297 (693 amino acids)
Source: RefSeq, a predicted model, not a curated record